AGACGAGGCUUGUGUGAGAGACAAUAAAUUUUAAAAAAAUCAUGUUGGCGGACGAAUGAUGGCGGAAAAGCUGCAAGAUGUUUCCGAUAUCGAGGUUUCUGACGUUGAUGUUUUCAGGGAUACAUCGUUGAGAUACCUAGGAUAUGCCAAUGAAUUUGGUGAGGCAUUCCGUUCCCACAUUCCUCGGUUCAUGUACCUUGGUAGCUAUGGAGUUGCCUCCACCUACUGCCUGGCAGACUCCAUCGACAAAGGGAGGCAAUGCUACCAGGAAAGUACCCAUCUGUCCAGCUACCUUCAGAAACGCAAAGCAGUUGAAACCAUGGUAGAGGCAGCCAUCUGGCAGGGGUUGGCUUCAGUGAUCAUCCCAGGGUUUACAAUCAACAGGAUUUGUGCAGCAUCUAGGUUCACUCUUAGCAGAUAUGCAAGAGGAGUGCCUCCUAAUGCCCAAAUGUGGAUGACAACUAUUGUGGGACUAAGUGCAAUACCCUUUAUUAUCAAACCUAUAGACAGACUGGUGGAUGGUGUAAUGGAUGGAUUAAUCCAUGUUUCACGACAACUUGGUAUCUCUCAUCAACUGGAUCACAGCCACAAGAAAUAAAAACUGAGAAAUUCCACAUGAAAACAAAUUUUUAUGGACAAAUUACUUUCAGCCUUGUUUCCUCUGGCUCUGUAAUGGUGACCACUGGUACUUCACACCGGUUUUCCUUUUGUCAAUAAUGAACUUAUUUAAAGUGUAUCUUGAAUUCCUUUUCUGUCUUAACUUUCAGUCUCACUUUGAAUCUUAGGCAAGGACAUUGAUGUACAUAAAAAUUGCAACAUAUUUUUUUGGGUGAAAAAUUAUGCAAUAUUUAAUAUAUUAAAUAAUAAAUAAAGGCAAUUUGCUGCAAC
Pocillopora verrucosa is the source of this 888-nucleotide messenger RNA. Its product is annotated as mitochondrial fission process protein 1. The record is from RefSeq and is a predicted model, not a curated record. NCBI's taxonomy places the organism in Eukaryota, Metazoa, Cnidaria, Anthozoa, Scleractinia, Pocilloporidae. Gene Ontology annotation, cellular component: mitochondrion. Gene Ontology annotation, biological process: mitochondrial fission.